AUAUUUUUUAGUUAUCGCGAUGGCUACUUUGUCUUCUCAAGAAUUUAGAGUUGCUGAAGAUAGUUUUGGUAAAGUUUUAGUCCCUAAAGAAAGUUAUUAUGGAGCCCAAACUGCGAGAUCCUGCAUGAACUUUAACAUUUGCUCAAGAACUGACAAGAUGCCAGUAAUUUAUUUCAAUAGUGUGUAAUUCUUGUAGUCGCAAAUAAUACAUUCUAUGGCAAUGAUAAAAGAAGUGGCAGCGUUAAUAAAUUUUAAAAGUGGCAGGUUAGACAGCAAGUUGUCUGGUGCCAUUGUGCAAGCUUGUCGUGAAAUAUACCAAGGAAAACAUGAUAAAGAAUUUCCUCUCGUUAUUUGGCAAACAGGCUCAGGCACACAAACAAACAUGAAUGUUAAUGAGGUUGUGUCGAACAGGGCAAGUGAGUUAAUCGAAGGGUCUAGGAAUUCAAAGGCCACUGUUCAUCCAAACGACCACGUUAAUCUGGGACAGAGUUCAAACGACAUAUUUCCUACAUGUAUGAACUUGAGCAUUGCAAUAGAAACUUCUUGGAAAGUACUGCCUUCCCUUAACUAUCUCAUCAAAGUCCUUGAAGAAAAAAUGAAUGAAUUCAUGGAUGUCAUCAAAAUUGGACGAACUCAUAUGCAGGAUGCAGUUCCAAUGAGUGUUGGCCAGGAACUAAGCGGAUAUGUCAGCCAAAUUCAACAGGCAGUGAAUUCAAUUAAGUUACAGCUGCCCUUAGUCUGCCAUUUAGCCGUUGGUGGAACCGCAGUAGGAACAGGAUUAAAUUGUUGCAAAGGUUUUGAUGAAGAAUUCUGUAAAAGCCUAACAGAACUAACAAAAACUCGUUACGCCUCAAUGUAUGAAGAAUCUCCACCAGUAGUGGAUCUAAUAUUUAAACCAGCAGAAAACAAAUUUGCUGCACUUGCAGGUCAUGACGCUUUGUUGCAGUUAAGUGGAUGUUUCAAUACUACUGCCACAGCUCUAAUGCGUUUAGCUAAUGAUUUUUGCUUACUCAGUUCUGGACCAAGUUGUGGUCUCAGCGAAUUUAUUUUGCCUGCGAAUGAACCUGGAUCAAGCAUUAUGCCAGGCAAAGUCAACCCAACUCAGUGUGAAUCACUUCGUAUGGUUUGUUUACAAAUAAUGGGUAAUCAUUUCACUGUUUCUAUGGCUGCAUCUCAGGGUCAACUAGAAUUAAAUGUCUACAAGCCUUUGAUAGCUGCAAAACUUUUGCAUACAUGUGAACUUUUAACCGAUUCAACACGCUGUUUUGCUGAUAACUGUGUAAAAGGAUUACGUUUGAAUUUAGAUCAAAUUCAAGAGUAUGUGAAAAAAUCUUUAAUGCUAGUAACAGUUUUAACACCACAUAUUGGUUAUGAUUUAUCAGCUCAACUAGUUAAACAUGCAACAAAAUACAAAAAAGGAUUACGUGAAAGUGCAAUUGACUUAAACUUACUAAGUGGAGAGAAAUUUGAUGAAAUUGUCAAACCUCAUGAAAUGGCAUUUCCAUUUGAUAAAAACUGAUUUAUUCUUAUCUUUCUUAUAAUAUUCUUAUUUUCUUAUUUCUCUAUCAAUUUAUACAAUUUGUCUGAUCUUUUCAAUUUUUUUUAUAUUUUUGAUAGUAGUUCUUUACUUAAAAAACAAAAACAAUGAUGAAAUAACCGAAUUGUAGACACAAAUAGUAUUUGAUCAGUGUAUCAUUUUAUAUUUUAAAAUAACAUUUUGGCUGCUAAUCAUAAAUUCUGAUCUAUAAAAAAACAAUAGAACUCUCAAUAAAAAAGGGAAAAAAUAUGAAUUGAUCUCAUUGGGAUCUUACCUUCUUGGAUAGUUAAAGAGUACAUAUUUUUUUCAAGUUUGACC
Trichobilharzia szidati is the source of this 1855-nucleotide messenger RNA. The record is from the annotation of a GenBank genome assembly. Lineage: Eukaryota; Metazoa; Platyhelminthes; Trematoda; Strigeidida; Schistosomatidae.